This is a messenger RNA of Lagopus leucura (white-tailed ptarmigan), 5011 nucleotides long. RefSeq names its product DDB1 and CUL4 associated factor 10 (gene DCAF10). The record is from RefSeq and is a predicted model, not a curated record. Lineage: Eukaryota; Metazoa; Chordata; Aves; Galliformes; Phasianidae. Gene Ontology annotation, cellular component: Cul4-RING E3 ubiquitin ligase complex. The transcript is spliced from 7 exons. Gene Ontology annotation, molecular function: protein binding. The coding region runs from base 1 to 1434 and encodes 477 amino acids.
AUGAGCGCGGAGGCGGCCCAGGCGGGGUCCCGCGCCGGCACAGCGGCCCCGGGGCCCGGCGCCGGCAUGCGGCCGCCCUCCGCCGCCCUCUCCCCGCGGACGGCGCCGGAUGGCGGCGGUCUGUUCGGUUGGCUGCGCGGGCGCUGCCUGGGCCGCAGCGCCGCCGUGGACCCGGCGCGGGACAGCUUCCGCGCCAUGACCGGGCUGUACGGCUCCAUCCAGCCCGCCGACUCCGUGUACCUCAGCACCCGCACGCACGGCGCCGUCUUCAACCUCGAGUACUCUCCGGACGGGUCUGUGCUCACUGUUGCUUGUGAACAGACUGAAGUGCUGCUUUUUGACCCAAUAUCUUCAAAGCACAUCAAAACUCUCUCUGAAGCUCAUGAAGAUUGUGUAAAUAAUAUCAGGUUUCUAGAUAAUCGGCUUUUUGCAACUUGUUCUGAUGACACUACAAUAGCACUUUGGGAUCUGAGGAAGCUGAACACAAAAGUGUGCACUUUACACGGUCACACCAGCUGGGUAAAGAACAUUGAGUAUGACACCAAUACAAGACUGCUGGUGACAUCAGGAUUUGAUGGAAAUGUGAUCAUCUGGGACACAAACAGGUGCACUGAAGAUGGAUGUCCCCACAAGAAGUUUUUUCACACCCGUUUUCUUAUGCGAAUGAGGUUGACACCAGACUGUUCCAAAAUGCUGAUCUCCACAUCCUCUGGCUAUCUUCUGAUUUUGCAUGACCUUGAUCUAAACAAAACUCUAGAGGUUGGCAGCUACCCUAUUUUAAGAGCUAGGAGGACUGCAUCAAGUUCAGAUAUAACAUCCUCGAGUCUGUCCAGUCCUCGAGCCGUUGGUUCCCCAUGUCACCAGAAUGAUUCGAGUCCACUAUCUGAGAAGCAGAUGUCACGGUCCUCACAGCGAGAAGGUGGAUCACCUAGAAAUAGUUUGGAGGUCUUAACACCAGAAGUUCCUGGUGAGAGAGACCGAGGCAACUGCAUUACAUCCCUACAGCUACAUCCGAAAGGGUGGGCUACCCUUCUUCGGUGCUCAAGUAAUACAGAUGACCAGGAGUGGACUUGUGUCUAUGAAUUCCAGGAAGGCGCCCCCGUGCGCCCCGUCUCGCCUCGCUGCUCCCUGCGCUUGACUCACUGCAUCGAAGAGGCCAACGUGGGCCGGGGUUACAUCAAAGAGCUCUGCUUCAGUCCCGACGGCCGGAUGAUCUCGUCCCCGCACGGCUUCGGGAUCCGCCUGUUGGGCUUUGACGCGCACUGCAGCGAGCUCGUUGACUGCUUGCCCAAAGAAGCCAGUCCCUUGAAAGAAAUCCGUUCCCUGUAUUCUCACAAUGAUGUGGUACUGACAACAAAGUUUUCUCCAACCCACUGUCAGAUUGCCUCGGGGUGCCUUAGCGGACGCGUUUCUUUGUAUCAGCCAAAGUUCUAGGCGCACUGUACGUCAGCGGGACCUUCACGUGUUUGUGUUCUAACUUCAGCUUAGUUGAAGUGUGCUCUUUUGAAAUCCCGUAAACCCGGACGAGAUCAUAGUUCGCGUGGUCUCAGUGAUAAUGGUGUGAGUUCCUGGUGCAGCACUGUAUGCAUUCUCAUACUGCAUCUGCAAGUCAGGCUCCAUGCGUUGUGUUUUCGGCCUUAUAGGCAGACCUUAGCUGCUUCUGACCCUGUGCCAUCAAGUCGUCGUUCUGUUUGGUUUUGUACUGUAGUACUUGCUGGUAAUUUUCUUCAGCAUGACUUGAAGUGGGCUGUCUGGAAGAAACAUAGGUGGGAUGCAGGUAGGAGCUCAGCCACCACUCACCCAGGCUUCCCUGGUGCAGCACCUCUCUGUUCCAGAGGACUCUCCCUUGCUGAAGCUGCCAUACAGUAAUUGUUAGAUAUUGAGCAGGCUUUGUGUGUGCUAAAUUAGUUGGCACAAAAACACAGAAAGAAAUUGUUUUGCAUUAAUUUGUAUAUUUUUUUUGUGGUUGGCUAGAAAGUUGGUCAGCUUUCUGUAAUGUUUUGCUGUACUAAAAAAAUCUUUGUAGACUGCUUUUCCUUGAAUUAUUAGUAGAAGGAAGAGGCUUCCAGGUAACAGCAGUACAAUUAGGUGACAGCCCCAAGAUGCACCAGGGGAGGUUCGGGUUGGGUGUAAGGAAAAACAAGUUCUCCAGAAGAGUGGCCGGGUGUUGGAAUGGGCAGUGGCCCAGGGAGGUGUUGGGGUCACCAUCCCUGGGAACGUGCAGGAGCUGUGGCACUAAGGAACAAAGUCAGUGGGCACGGCAGGGCUGGGCUGGGCUUGGGAUCUUCUUGGUCUUUUCCAAACAUAAGGAUUGUAUGGUUCUACAGAUUGAGACACAGCUGCAUUUUUUCCUCAGAUUGAGUCAGAAAUGCCUGGAGCAGAGCAACAGGAGCUGAAUAGGUAAACCUCUUCAGCUGCAUCCGCUGCACAUGAACCUUAGGGAAUGUUUCUUACAGUGUGUAAGAUUAAUUGGCAACUUUUAGUCCUCAGCCAGUAGGAUUUCUUUUGUGGGAAGCUUUCCACAUCAAUUACAUAAACCUUCAUCCUGUGUUGGAGAAUGAGCAGCACAGAAUUCUUGCUUAGGGCCAUUAGGUCUUCUGACUGCUCUGCACCUCAUGUUACAGCAGGAGUUCCUUUUGGGAGUGUCUGUAGUACAACCAGACAAGUAUUGCUUCACAAGUGUAGUCACUGGAACAGAUUAGAACCAUUCCUGUCUAAAGAUCUGUGUGGAUUUAAGUGGGGUAAUUAUAAAAUCUGAAAUGUGAUUUAAGGGAGAACAGCGGCAACUGAAGUAGGAAUGCCAAGGUUUAACCCUUAGGUUCAUCACAGGCUCCAAGACAGGUGGGGGUGGGGGUUAGGGUUGGGGGGUGUCCCCAUGGGCUGGCACAGGCUGCUGCUGUGGGAAGGAGCCCUGCCCACGGCAUGGUGCUGGGCCCUGGUGAUCCUUAAGGAUCUCCGCUACAGUUUUAAGUUUUUGAUGAAUUUUUAUUUAAAAACAAAAAAAAAAACAGCAGGAAAAAAACUCUUCAGCACUGGGUGUUUGAUCAUCUGAGGACUGUUAGUUACCUCCUGCACUGGGCUUUCAGUACCUCCAGCGGCUGGCUGCUGAAGGGCUGCCUUCAAAUGGCUUAAUGUAUUGACAGAACUCCCAUCAAAUUAUCAUCUCAGCUGGAGGAGCAGAGUGCCCUUAACCUGAUGUGCAGCAGCCCGUGGCCUUCUCAGACAGCAGAGCAGUAGAACAUUUUCAGACCUUCUGGGCUGCUCUCUCGUUGCUGCCUUGAACUCAAGAGCACUGAUGAAGUAGCAGAUGAGGACAUGCCUUAUUUUCCAGGGCAGAGCAUCAGCCUUGGUUUCAGACAGUUGUCACUUUAGAAUGCUCUUGGAGCUGUGUGUGAGGAGCACGGUUCUCCAGAAGGAUGCUGUUUGUGUGUGCAGCUGAGCUCUGACAUAACUACUCUUCCCAUUUCUCUGUGGUGAGCUUUAGCUGGAACUGGGAGAUUGCAGUCAUUUGACUACUCCUUUUCUGCGGUACUCGGAAGUUUUCAGUCAAAUCUAACAUAUUUCACCCGUGGGUUUCAGAAAGCACUUGUAGAAACACCAGUGAAUGAUUUAUGACUGGGAUGGGUUGCUGUUUCAGCUCGGUGGAAGCAGUGGUAUUCAGGUUUUGCCUCUCUGAAUCAUUGCCUUGCGAAGAAAUGUGUUGCUGAGCUUUUAGAUUCACUCUAAUUAGCCAAAAAUGUUACUGUGCUGAAAAAGACGAAUCCCUAACCUUGCACCCUUAAAAUUCAGUGUCCCAGCUCCAUCAACCUGCCUGUCCCAAGCAUAGGAAAUUGUUUUAUUUGAUGUAUUAAAGUCUGCACUAAGAGCCAAGUACAGCAGUGGCUUCAAACGUGUUUACUUUUGACCUCUCAAGCGUUACAGCGCGUGAUAGAUUUUGCAGUUUUUCUGAGCAGGAUGGAGCUCCUUGAUUGUAAAGCAUGCAGAUAUGUUUUCUAAAUGCAUGGUUUCGUAUUUAUUGAUUUCCACAGUACAGAAAUUCCCUCGUUCACGGCACAGCUGGUCAGCAGAAGCGGAUAGGCUGCGUCGUCGAGGUCUCUGCGUGGCACUGUCAGCUCUCAGCAGUGCGUAUGGAACCAAACCAGUGCCCGAAGGUAGCUCUCCUUUUGUAAUAGUCCAGUGGCUGUUGUAGGAGUAAAUGCAUUUCCCACCUGUUCCAUUGGAGGUUAGUCUUUGCAUUGUUGUAGGUCUGUUACGCGUUUGUAGGAAAGGAGGAAGAAACCUUUAAUGGGACUGUGAAAUGACACCCAUGUCUGUGUACUUUUCCUGUGUGUGAAUUUCAGUGUAUCUGCAUCCACUGGGCAUCAUCGGUCCAACAGGGGUAGUUCAGGGAAAAACAAAACCUUCAUCAGAAUUACUGGGGAUAAAGCACAGUGAUACUGACACUCAUUUGUUUGCACUCUUUGAGACUUGGUAGGGACAAUUUGCCUACCACCAGAAUUGGAAUGUAAACGUCAGGUUUUUUCUGUGUUUGUUUUUUUUUUUUGUUGUUAAUUUGGGCGACACUGGCGUGCAGCAGGUCGCAGCACUGCAAAGUGUGGACCUGCUGCUCCGUAACUUGCCCUCUUGAAAGCUUUUAAGAAUUCUAGUUUACAAGAUUCUAAGAAGUAGGAGUAAAAGAAGGUUGAGAACCCUAAUAUUUUUGUCCUGCAAGAGAAAGAAACUUCUAAUUUCCUGAUCUCGGUCAAUGGUGCAUUUUCUUAUGCACUAGGUAUCUUCAUUUAAGUGUAAAGUUUUUAAUACUAGAACAAAUUGUGCAUGUAAAUAUUUUGAAAUACCUGAGAUUUCGUAGUAUGAAGUGUAGCCUUUUCAUACAAUAUAAAAGUAUCAGAACUGCUCUGAAUAUAUUGUACUUACAGCCGUACAGUAACUUACUAUUUGUGGAACGUUUUCCUUGCUUGCGUAAUAAAUUAAACAUUUAAUAACUCAGCGAAUUAAAAUCUAUUUUAAUGUA